Molecule: messenger RNA, 3281 nt
Organism: Neomonachus schauinslandi (Hawaiian monk seal)
Lineage: Eukaryota; Metazoa; Chordata; Mammalia; Carnivora; Phocidae
Gene: NRP2
Product: neuropilin 2
Exons: 17
Coding region: 315-3110 (931 amino acids)
Biological process (GO): axon guidance; angiogenesis; vascular endothelial growth factor signaling pathway
Cellular component (GO): membrane
Molecular function (GO): vascular endothelial growth factor receptor activity; semaphorin receptor activity
Source: RefSeq, a predicted model, not a curated record
GAUAAAGGAAAUGAUACUUUGAGGAACUGGAGAGGACACAGAAGCGUUUUGUUUUUUAAGAGAGGAAACCCGUCCCCUCUUCCCAGCUUGCUCCCGCUUUGCUGAUUUCAGGAGCCACCCUCCUCUUAGUGAGGUGAGAAUCCAGCAGGAAUAAAGGUGAAGACGGGCCGCCAGGACCCAGGAGGGAAACACUGACCAUUAGAAACCUUUGCAGAAGACACUGUAAGGAAGAACGCAAGGGAGAGAAACACAAAGACUUAAAAUUAUACAAGAAAUCUACAAACCCAGUUCUGGAGAAAGCCUCCUUCUCCAAAAUGGAUAUGUUUCUUCUCACCUGGGUUUUCUUAGCUCUCUACUUUUCAGGACACGAAGUGAGAGGCCAACCAGACUCACCCUGUGGAGGUCGUUUGAAUUCCAAAGAUGCUGGCUAUAUCACCUCCCCAGGUUACCCCCAGGAUUACCCAUCCCACCAGAACUGCGAGUGGAUUGUUUAUGCCCCUGAACCCAACCAGAAGAUUGUCCUCAACUUCAACCCUCACUUCGAAAUCGAGAAGCACGACUGCAAGUAUGACUUCAUCGAGAUUCGGGAUGGGGACAGUGAAUCCGCAGACCUCCUGGGAAAGCACUGUGGGAACAUCGCCCCACCCACCAUCAUCUCCUCGGGCUCCGUGCUCUACAUCAAGUUCACCUCCGACUACGCCCGGCAGGGGGCAGGCUUCUCCCUGCGCUAUGAGAUCUUCAAGACAGGCUCCGAAGAUUGUUCCAGAAACUUCACAAGCCCCAAUGGGACCAUUGAGUCCCCUGGAUUUCCCGAGAAGUACCCACACAACUUGGACUGCACCUUUACCAUCCUGGCCAAACCCAAGAUGGAGAUCAUCCUGCAGUUCCUGACCUUUGACCUGGAGCACGACCCUUUGCAGGUGGGAGAAGGAGACUGCAAAUACGAUUGGCUGGACAUCUGGGACGGCAUUCCGCAUGUUGGCCCUCUCAUUGGCAAGUACUGUGGGACCAAAACACCCUCUGAACUCCGCUCGUCGACAGGGAUCCUCUCCCUGACCUUUCACACGGACAUGGCGGUGGCCAAGGAUGGCUUCUCUGCACGCUACUACCUGGUUCACCAAGAGCCGCCAGAGAACUUCCAGUGCAAUGUGCCUCUGGGAAUGGAAUCUGGCCGGAUUGCUAAUGAACAGAUUAGUGCCUCAUCUACCUACUCUGAUGAAAGGUGGACACCUCAACAAAGCCGGCUCCAUGGCGAUGACAAUGGCUGGACCCCCAACUUGGAUUCUAGCAAGGAGUACCUCCAGGUGGACCUGCGCUUUCUAACCAUGCUCACGGCCAUUGCAACACAGGGAGCGAUUUCCAGGGAAACGCAGAAUGGCUACUAUGUCAAAUCCUACAAGCUGGAGGUCAGCACUAACGGGGAAGACUGGAUGGUCUACCGGCAUGGCAAAAACCACAAGGUGUUCCAGGCCAACAAUGACGCAACGGAGGUGGUUCUCAACAAGCUGCACACGCCCCUGCUGACCAGGUUCGUCAGGAUCCGGCCCCAGACCUGGCACUCGGGCAUUGCCCUGCGGCUGGAGCUCUUCGGCUGCCGGGUCACAGAUGCCCCCUGCUCCAACAUGCUGGGGAUGCUCUCGGGCCUCAUCCCUGAUUCUCAGAUCUCGGCCUCCUCCACUCGGGAGUACCUGUGGAGCCCCAGCGCCGCCCGCCUGGUCAGCAGCCGCUCGGGUUGGUUUCCCCGGAUCCCUCAGGCCCAGCCGGGCGAGGAGUGGCUUCAGGUGGACCUGGGAGUGCCCAAGACGGUGAAGGGCAUCAUCAUCCAGGGGGCCCGCGGGGGAGAUAGCAUCACUGCCGUGGAAGCCAGGGCGUUUGUGCGCAAGUUCAAAGUCUCCUAUAGCCUAAAUGGCAGAGACUGGGAACACAUCCAGGACCCCAGGACCCAGCAGCCGAAGCUGUUUGAAGGGAACAUGCACUAUGACACCCCUGACAUCCGAAGAUUCGACCCCGUUCUGGCACAGUACGUGCGGGUGUACCCCGAGAGGUGGUCUCCAGCAGGGAUUGGGAUGCGGCUGGAGGUGCUGGGCUGUGACUGGACAGACUCGAAGCCCACAGUAGAGACACUGGGACCCACGGUGAAGAGUGAAGAGACCACCACCCCAUAUCCCAUUGAUGAGGAGGCCACGGAGUGUGGGGAGAGCUGCAACUUUGAGGAUGACAAAGAUCUGCAGCUCCCUUCAGGAUUCAACUGCAACUUUGAUUUCGCCGAGGAGCCCUGUGGUUGGAUGUACGACCAUGCCAAGUGGCUCAGGAGCACCUGGACCGGCAGCUCCAGCCCAAACGACCGGACAUUUCCAGAUGACAGGAAUUUCUUGCGGCUGCAGAGUGAUGGGCGGAGAGAGGGCCAGUAUGCCCGGCUCAUCAGCCCUCCCGUGCACCUGCCCCGAAGCCCUGUGUGCAUGGAGUUCCAGUACCAAGCCACAGGCGGCCGCGGGGUGGCGCUGCAGGUGGUGCGAGAGGCCAGCCAGGAGAGCAAGCUCCUCUGGGUCAUCCGCGAGGACCAGGGCAAUGAGUGGAAACACGGGCGGAUCAUCUUGCCCAGCUAUGACAUGGAGUAUCAGAUUGUGUUUGAGGGAGUCAUAGGAAAAGGACAUUCAGGAGAAAUUGCCAUUGACGACAUUCGGAUAAGCACUGAUGUCCCCCUGGAGAACUGUAUGGAACCCAUCUCGGCUUUUGCAGGUGAGAAUUUUAAAGUGGACAUCCCAGAAAUACAUGGGAGAGAAGGCUAUGAAGAUGAAAUUGAUGAUGAGUACGAGGUGGACUGGAGCAACUCUUCUUCCCCAACCUCAGGGUCUGGGGCCCCUUCGGCCGACAAAGAAAAGAGCUGGCUCUACACACUGGAUCCCAUCCUCAUCACCAUUAUCGCCAUGAGCUCCCUGGGCGUCCUCCUGGGGGCCACGUGUGCGGGGCUUCUGCUCUACUGUACCUGCUCCUACUCGGGGCUGAGCUCCCGCAGCUGCACCACCCUGGAGAACUACAACUUUGAGCUCUACGACGGCCUCAAGCACAAGGUCAAGAUGAACCACCAGAAGUGCUGCUCCGAAGCAUGACAGAUUGCAUCCAAAUCACAUCUGACGUUUCAUUCCAGCAAGAGGGGCUAGUGGAGAUUACAUUUUUUUUUUCCCUUUGGAAAUUGAAUGCCAUAAUCUCAAUCAAACCGAUCCAGAAUACCGAAGGUGUGGACAGAAUGGACAGACGAGUCGAGGGAGGUGGGGAGAUUG